AUGUCUGAAAUUAAGGAGAGGAAAAAAGGUAGUUCUUCAUCCAAGACCAAUGAAGGUUUACAAAAUGUUGAGAAGCACACUAAUUGUGGGAAGCGGGGAAGUACCAGAACCAGGAAUAAUCGGAGUUCUUUUUGGCUGGACUCAAGAACUGCUUUGAGUAUAAUGUCAGUUGCCUUUUGCCAGAUGCUGACCUGGUUCCUAUAUCAGCAGUCAGGUCAAAUUGCUGAUAUGGAAAAAAAGUACAAUUUCUUACAGCAAGAAAAUGAAAAAUUCUUGAAUAUGGAAAAUAAACUUAACUUCAUUUCUGAAAAGCUUGAGUCUUCUGAAAGUGUCCUUCGAGAAGCUGCCUCAUCCCCCUCUGUGAUGACUGAGUUUGAGCAGGAAAUAUCUUCUCUUCGUAACUUAAUAAAUGAUGUUCAGAACAAUCAACAGAUCCUCUCUAGAAAGAUGCAGAGCAUUAAUGAGAAGGUCGAAAAUGUUACAAAUUCCUGGAGAAGAAGUGUGGAUGAAAUGAAUACAAACACUAGUGGUUUAAAAUCUGAAGUGAAGUUCAUACAUGCAGAAGUUACUUCCCAAAUUAAUGAAGUUGACCAAAGAAUUAAAUCCCUUUCAGAAAGAGUAAGAGAUUUGGAAGACAGUACAGACAGAAAUACUAGAACACUAAAAAGGCAAGAAAGUGAUGAAUUCUCUAGAAUUGAACAGAAGUUGGACUUGCAUGCAAAGGCAGUUGAAAAGCUAGAAGAAGAACAGAAUAGUCUAGUAGCCAAGGAUACAGACCUGAAUCAGAAACUUGCAAACUAUGAACCUAAACUUGAAGAGUGCAAGACCCAUUUGCCAACAAUUGAAAAUGCUAUUCACUCUAUUCUGAGAUUAUCAAGUGAAUUGCUAAGUAUGGAGAAAAAGAUAGAGGACUUGACAACACAGCUACGUAGUGUGGAAAAGGAUAUGUUGAAAACUGUUUCUGUUACAGUAGCGAUGCAGAAGGUUUUUGAAAGCAUGCAGUACAAUGACAGCAUCUUGAAAGUGCAGAAUGAAGUAGUUUUGGAAGAAGUAGUGCAUGAUCUAGAAGUAUCUUCAACAGCACAAGAAAUAACUUUAGAGAACUACAACUUAGAAAAUGACCAGAAUUGA
Chaetura pelagica (chimney swift) is the source of this 1131-nucleotide messenger RNA. It is a transcript of the gene IKBIP, whose product is annotated as IKBKB interacting protein. Bases 1 to 1131 code for a protein of 376 amino acids. The record is from RefSeq and is a predicted model, not a curated record. NCBI's taxonomy places the organism in Eukaryota, Metazoa, Chordata, Aves, Apodiformes, Apodidae. The transcript is spliced from 3 exons.